Messenger RNA from Lingula anatina, 2011 nucleotides. Its product is annotated as amine oxidase [flavin-containing] B. The record is from RefSeq and is a predicted model, not a curated record. Lineage: Eukaryota; Metazoa; Brachiopoda; Lingulata; Lingulida; Lingulidae. Gene Ontology annotation, molecular function: oxidoreductase activity.
AGCCGAUGGCUACUUCCUGUCACCUGUGGCCGAGGGCCGUCAUCUAAAUCUUGUCUUGCUCUACGUCAAGUGAGGUUUACAUGGAGAAUGACAUAAACAUUCCUAUCACUAGUUCACAAUGCCAAAGGACAAAGACAGAUACAUGUAUGAUGUAAUUAUUGUUGGAGCUGGUUUAAGUGGAUUACAUGCAGCCCAGCUGUUAGUAGCAGAAGGCCUACAUGUACAGGUUAUAGAAGCCAGAGAGAAAACAGGAGGAAGAACUGAAACUAUUCGGAAGGAAAACAUAGGAUAUGCAGAAGGUGGUGCAGCUUAUGUCAGUAGAAAACAUGUGCAGGUUUUAAAGCUAGCAGAGGAGCUGGGGAUAAUGACAUAUUGUGUGGGUGGGUCUAACCUGAAGACUACACUGCAGCUUGAGAAAGACCGAUAUGUAUUUAAGGGUGACAUACCAUCCUCAUAUAAUCCUGUGGAGCUCUUGGAUCUGAAUCACAUGAUAAGAAGCUUAGAUGCACUCAGUCUGGAGGUCCCUGUGGGAAGACCUUGGGAUCAUCCCUGUGCAGACUAUUUGGACAGUGUCAGUGUUUCAGAGUAUUUGGAGAAAAACACCUGGACAAAAUUCGCCAAACUGCUUGGAGAGAUUGCAGCAAAAAGUAUAUAUAUCACAGAACCAGGAGACAUUUCAAUGCUGUUCUUUCUCCACACCAUCCACAUGUGUGGGGGGUUGGUGCAUCUGACCAGCACUAAAGAUGGCGCUCAGGAAAUGAAGUUUGUUGGAGGAUCAGGUCUGAUUUGUGAGAAACUAACUGCCAAGUUAAAUAUAAGUACUUACUAUUAUAGCAGAGAUUCUCGAAAUGACCUGUCUUUGAUCUCUUCACUAGACAGGAUACUUCAGGAGAGGCAAGUAACUGCCAUCAGACAGACGUCUGAAGCUGUGGAAGUACACUGCCAGCAGGGAGACAUCAUAGAAUGUAGAAGGGUUAUCCUGGCCAUCCCUCCAACUGCUGUAGACAAGAUACAGUUUGAUCCCCCGCUGCCCUCUGGUGUUAAAAAUGUUGUCAGUAUCGUUCCCAAGUCCAGCCAUACCAUCAAGACAUUUAUGUACUACUCGGCUCCAUUUUGGCGAGACCAUGAUCUGAACGGUCAGCUGAUAUCUCAGUCAGGACCUGUUACCUACACCAUAGAUGACACCAAGCCAGAUGGAACUGCACCAUGUAUCAUGGGAUUUAUUGAUGGCUUCCAAGCAGAUGAAUGUGCUAGCCUUGAUCUUGAAGAGAGAAAAACCUUGAUAUGCAAGCAAUAUGCAGCACAGUUUGGUCUAGAGCAGUUUCUCUCUCCAGUGUACUACAUAGAGAAAGACUGGCAUGAGGAGGAAUGGAAGAGGCUGACUAAAGGGAUGUGUGUAUACUCACUUCCACCUGGAGUGCUCACUAAAUGCAAAAGGCUCCACGGAGAUUCCUUCAACAAAGUUCAUUUUGCUGGGACAGAAACAGCCUUGACCUUUCAAGGUUACAUGGAGGGGGCAGUGAGAUCUGCCAAAAGAGCUGUGCUGGAGGUCCUAAAUGCAGAAGGGAAGAUGCCAAGUAAUGAUGCAUUAAAAAAAGGGGAAGAAGUGGAGUCCAUUCCUUAUCUACAACCAAACUUCCUGGAGAGAAAUUUACCAAGUGUGCCUCAGUUUAUUCUGGUACUUUUUACUCUGAUUGGGAUAGCAGUGGCUGCUACACUUGGUUUCUUUGUCCAUGGAUCAUAGUUACAAUAUGGGUGCAAUACUUGAGGAAACAUUCCCAAUAGGUUAUUGAUUAGACUUUUGAUUGGAUAAUUUACAUGUAAAAAAUUCCUAUAUUCUGUGCCAAUUUUUUUUAAAAAUGUGCUUCAUUUUUUUAAUAAGCAUACAUUUUGCCUCAUAGGGUAAAAGGCUGAUGUCUGUAAAGAAAUUAGCUAGGUAUUUAAAAUAUUGGUAUAAUGCAAAUUUUAAACUUUAUUUUAUGAUGUCACCAUGUGUAUAUUUUAUGAUGGU